Hyalella azteca is the source of this 2456-nucleotide messenger RNA. Its product is annotated as beta-catenin-like protein 1. Gene Ontology annotation, cellular component: spliceosomal complex. NCBI's taxonomy places the organism in Eukaryota, Metazoa, Arthropoda, Malacostraca, Amphipoda, Hyalellidae. Bases 241 to 2133 code for a protein of 630 amino acids. The record is from RefSeq and is a predicted model, not a curated record. The transcript is spliced from 12 exons.
UUACCCUAUUUAUUUUAAGCACUGAACAGUUGGUCAUGCCCCUCUGAUUCAUACACACGAGAUGCUUUACCAACGAUGUUGAAAUGUCUGAACUUGCUGAAGACCUGAAGUAGCUAAUUCAGUAAUUGGUAAACUUUGUUCUGCAUUUGUGAUUUGUCCAUCUGGUUAUCUCUUAUUUGAUACUAGUUACUAGGUACUCAUUACUUAAUUUAAUAGUUAAUACCUACUCUUUGAAUAGACAUGGAUGUUGGUGAGCUUCUUUCAUAUAAGCCUCAAACAAGUUUGAAGCAUGGGCUUGAAGAUGAAGAAGAAGCCCAACCACCCAGUAAGAAUAGCCUCAUCACUAGCAGUGGAUUAGGAAAUGCUAGAAAGAAAAGCAGACUAACAGGCUUGCAGCGUAGCUCCAUGAGCAGCAGUCACAGCAGAGCUGCUAUGAUUCCCCCCACCCCUUACAUCCCCCCACCCACCCCACCUCGAAGUAUAUCACACCCCCAGCAUCCACAGGCGGGAAAGGGCAAACCUGUUACAGAAGUGCCAGAGCCCAGUCUGCCUGACGCUGCAGAGGGCGUUGACUUGGCCCUGCAAGCGUUGGAGGAACCCACUCCUGAGGAGGACGCAGGUCCCAUGGAUGAGGCCAGGCUGAAGAAACUCAUCCUGAGCUUUGACAAAAAGAUGCUCAAAAACCAGGAGCUGAGGAUCAAGUUCCCAGAUGAUCCCCGGAAGUUUAUGGAGUCAGAGCUGGAGCUGCACGACGCCAUAGAAGAGCUGCACGCUAUCAGCGUAGCGCCGCAACUUUACCCGCUGCUGCGGCCCAUGGCCGUGCCACACAGCCUCCUCGCCCUCGUCGCCCACGACAACACAGACAUCGCCGCUGCCGUGCUCGACCUCCUGCAGGAGAUGACGACGCUGGAGGGCGUGGAGGUAUCAGAAGAUGAGGAGGAGGGACUUGAGGCGCUGGUGGACGGGCUAGUGGAGGAAGACGUCGUGGCGAUCAUCGUGCAAAACUUGCACCGCCUCGACGACCAGGGCGUGGCUGGUGCCAAUGCCUUGUCUGCUGCCACGACGCCUGAGGCUCAGGCCGUACAUAACACCCUGGGUCUACUGGAAAACCUACUAGAGUGCCGGCCCUCCCUCUGCUCCGUGGCGGCGUCGUCCGGGCUGCUGGCUUGGCUGCUCAAGCGACUACGCGCCAAACUCGUCUUCGAUCCCAACAAACUUUACGCCUCUGAAAUACUUGCCAUUUGCGUUCAAGGCUCUGAGUCUAACCGCCAGCAGCUUGGUGAGCUUGAAGGCAUAGACGUGUUGCUGCAGCAGCUUGCCGUGUACAAGCGUCACGACCCGAGCACCGCUGAGGAACAGGAGCUAAUGGAGAACCUCUUCGACGUGCUGUGCUCGUGCCUGCUGCAUGCCGGCAACAGAGAACUCUUCCUCAAAGGGGAAGGUCUGCAGCUCAUGAAUUUGAUGCUCAGAGAGAAGAAGUUGUCACGUAAUGGAGCCCUGAGAGUGCUGGAUCACGCGCUCACUGGUCCCGAGGGCGCUGAUUGCUGCAAUAAGUUUGUUGAUAUCCUUGGACUGCGCACCAUCUUUCCGUUGUUCGUCAAGACCCCCAGCAAACACGGCAAGAAAGGUCUUAGUAAAACUGAGCACGAAGGUCACGUGGUGAGCAUCAUCUACUGGCUGCUGCGCAACUGCCGCACUAACCAGAAGCAGCGGCUCAUGGCCAAGUUCCUCGAGAACGACCACGAGAAGAUCGACCGCCUCAUGGAGCUCCACUUCUCCUACCUUGAGCGAGUCAUGGCCACCGAUAGACAGCUCGAAAAACUGCAGGAUAAACAGAGUGAGAAGCUGAGUGAUGACGACAUGUACCUACGUCGUCUGGACGGGGGGCUGUUCACGCUACAGCUGCUGGACUACGUCAUGCUGUGCGUGUGCGCUCAGGGCCCGCCUAGCAUCAAGCGCAGGGUCGUCAAGAUGCUCAACCUCAGGAAUGCUUCCGUCAAGACCAUCAAGAAUAUCAUCAGAGAAUACGUGAGCAACCUCGGCGACAGCGGUAGCAUCAGCAACGCAGACGACGAGCUAUCGGAAGAGCAGCACAAAGUGCUUGAUUGGCUUGAUAAGUUCCAGAAUAUGUGAAGAGUUUCGUCAUUUUCGUACCUUAUGUUAUUGCAAUUCAUCAUUGUGCGCGUGUCAUUUUGAUUAUUAUGCCCAUUCUUUGAGCAUCCAUGUACGUAAUUCUAAUAGAUCGGGGAUCAAUCGCAUUGCAUUUGCCGAAUGAAAUAUCGUCAACUCUAUUCCAUUGUGAAUUUAAAAUUACGGUACAUCUUCAGAUUUCUCACUUGGGUUGCUUAGGGGGUUGAUGUUUUUUAUGCGUUACCCAGCGUUUCAUUUUUAAUUGUAAUUCUAUGAAAUCGUUGUAAAUAAUCAUGAUCGUUCCAUCAAUUACACCAUUAAUGAUA